CUUAGUUUUAUGUUUUCGAUAUGCUGGUUUAUUAGAGGGAUGACAUGAUGAUACACACUCGUGUACAGUAGGUGGCGGUAUGCAACCAAAAGCUGUUUGCGAUCCGCCAUUAAAAAGAGAAGGAGAAGGAGAAGAAGAAGAAGACUCCUUGCCGCUGCGUUAGCCGUUCGAUUAGCUCUCCGGUUCGCUAAAUGUAGUUAAGAGGAGAAACACAUACCAUGUUUAGUUUGAUAAUAAGCGAAGAGGUGGACCGACACCGGAAGCUGCCUGUGCAUGAAAGGACCCCGGGAAUAAGAACAGUUUUACCUUCAGAUGUACGAAAGGUGAUUGUUGGUGAAGGCGAGCAGCAGAUGGUUUCACUCUCACCUGCAGACGUCCAGCAGCUGGUGGUGGUUAAAGAAGAGGAUCCCCCUGAGCAGCAGGAGUGGAGCUCCAGUCUGGACCAGGAGGACCCAGAGCCCCCCCCUCACAUUAAAGAGGAACAGGAGGAACUCUGGAGCAGUCAGGAGGGAGAGCAGCUUCAAGGGCUGGAGGAGGCUGAUAUCAUUGAGUCCACCUUCACUCCUGUCCCUGUGAAGAGUGAGCAUGAUGAAGAGAAACCUCAGUCCUCUCAGCUUCAUCAAAGACAAACUGAACACAUGGAAGGAGAAGCCGAUGGAGAGGAAUGUGGAGGACCAGAACCAGCCAGGGACUCAGAUCCAGAGAGACAUUUACCAUCGGAGACUGACAACAACACGGAAGACUCUUCUGAACCUGAGACUGAUGACAGUGAUUUCUGGAAGGAGUCCAGGGAACGUCCGUCAGAUUUAAACUCUAUGGAAAAUGAUCAAGUCCCUGUAAGGGAUUCCAAACAUAGUGCUCGAGGGAAACCAUUUAGCUGCUUUCAGUGUGGAAAAAGAUUUAGCUCUAAGGGAGACCUGAAGGGACACAUUAUAACUCAUACAGGAGAGAAACCAUUCAGUUGCUCUGGGUGCAAUCAAAUAUUUUUGUGUGAAGAACAGCUUAAGUUACACAUAAUAACUCAUACAAGAGAGAAUUCCUUUAGUUGUUCGAAUUGUGAUAUACGUUUUGAACAAAACGUAAAUCUGACAAACCACAUUGCAGUCCACACACGGGACAAACUCUUCCACUGCUCUGUUUGUAACUCAGGUUUCAGUGAUAGUGAGGCUUUAGUUCAACACAUGAGGAUCCACACGACACAAACACAGUUUAGUUGCCCAAUUUGUAGUAAAGAAUUUGCCUGGAGAAGAUAUCUGACAAAACAUAUGGAUAUCCACAAAAUCUACAGCUGCAGUGUUUGUUCCAAAAAAUUCACUCGGCGUUAUCAGCUGAAAUACCAUCAGUGUGUUGGUCGUCAGUCCUCAAAGCCUCAUCAGAGCAAAACUGAGAACGAAGUCCUUGUCAGUAAUGAUAGGUGUAAUACUGCUGAAAAACCAUAUAGCUGCUCUGAGUGUGGGAAAAUAUUUGGCCAUAAGCACCAUCUGAAGAGACACCGGAGAUCUCAUACAGGAGAGAAACCAUUUAGUUGCUCAAUUUGUAAGAAGUAUUUUGCACGUAGGGAAACUUUACAGACACACAUGAGGAUCCACUCAGGAGAGAAACCAUUCAACUGCUCAGUUUGUGAUAAAACAUUUCUGCGCAAGGCACAUCUGAAAAGACACAUGGGAACUCAUACAGGGGAGAAACCUGUCAGCUGCUGAAUGUCUGGGAACAAAUAUAUAGAGGCAGUAAGUCUGACACAUUAUAGGAAUUAUGCAGAAACACACUGAAAUCCAAACAUAAGAACAUAUUUAUUCAGAUUGUAAUUAAAGUUUAAUUUAAGCAACACAAGUAGGCUGGUUAUUCUACAUUACUCAUUGUAUACCAUGUAUACAUUUAUUAAAAGUCUUAUAUAUAUAUAUAUAUGUUUUUUAUUUCCCCUACACAGCACUUUUGUUUGGACUUAAUUAUUGUCUCUGUUGUGAAGCUAAUUGUUUUACCACCUUGCUAUGAAGUAUGUUUAAAGUAUUGUAGUUGUGUAAUUGUGUACAUCCUCGUUUCUUGUUUAACGUGGCCCACAGAUUAUCCAUCCUCUUUCAUAUAUCAGAGUGAUUCUUCAUAUUCAGCAAAAAAAUCUGUUUCCUUGUUUAGAUAAGCACAAACUUUGUAUAUGGAGGGGAAUAUUUUGUGUUCACAGAUUUUUCUCAGUUUUAUUUAUAAACAUAUGAAUACAUAUUGUAACAACUGCUCAAGUUCUCUGAUUUCAUUGUUUCAUGAUGGCUUACAAACUGUUAGGUUUUACUUUAUAUAUUUAACAAAGUUGUGUAACUAAGCAGGGUGUUGCUCAGGAAACGUCUUGUAUAUUAUAUUUUUUUAUUUACUGAGAUAAAAACAUCCUAACAAA
Messenger RNA from Trematomus bernacchii (emerald rockcod), 2383 nucleotides. Its product is annotated as gastrula zinc finger protein XlCGF57.1-like. Gene Ontology annotation, cellular component: nucleus. The record is from RefSeq and is a predicted model, not a curated record. Lineage: Eukaryota; Metazoa; Chordata; Actinopteri; Perciformes; Nototheniidae. The transcript has 2 exons. Bases 219 to 1700 code for a protein of 493 amino acids.